AAUUGAUACGAUAUCGAGCUUCUAGUUAUAUUGUGGAUUGAACACACCUUAUGUUAAUAUUCUGGUUUUUUUCAGCCGGUGUUUAAUUAAAAGAAAGUCGUGGUAAUUUCGCAAAAAUGACUGCUUUUGAAGAAUUUGGUGUCUUACCGGAAAUCGCUAAAGCUAUUGAAGACAUGGAGUGGACUCUGCCCACGGAUGUGCAAGCCGAGGCAAUACCUCUCAUUCUUGGUGGUGGUGAUGUACUUAUGGCAGCCGAAACUGGUUCUGGCAAAACUGGAGCUUUCUGUUUACCCAUCUUACAAAUUGUGUGGGAAACCUUACGCGAUCUCGAAGAGGGAAAAGUGAGCAAAACUGCUAGUGCUGGUGGUAGCAUUGCACCCUGGACAAUGUCCUUCUUUGAUCGCGGUGCUGCACUUGCUGUAACACCGGAUGGAAUGCGUUGUCAAUCUCGUGAGUUUAAGGAAUGGCACGGCUGCCGAGCAACAACUGGCGUACGUGGCAAAGGCCAAUUCUACUUUGAGACAACGGUCACAGACGAAGGUCUCUGUCGCGUGGGUUGGUCAACGCAACAAGCUAACCUGGAUCUCGGUACCUGUAAGAAUGGCUUCGGAUUUGGUGGCACCGGAAAGAAGUCAAACAACCGCCAGUUUGAUGAUUAUGGUGAAGCAUUUGGGAAAAGUGACGUUAUUGGUUGCUUUUUAGACCUACAGCGCUUAGAAGUGUCAUUUGCUAAGAAUGGUAAACACUUAGGUGUAGCAUUUCGCAUCCCGGAAAAUCUGCGAAACGAGACAUUUUAUCCAGCUGUUGUCUUAAAAAAUGCAGAAAUGUUAUUUAAUUUCGGAAAAUCUGAAUUUAAGUAUCCACCGAAGGACGGCUUCAUCGCUGUAUGUCAGGCAGGUACAGAGCGCUCCAAGGCUAACCCGCUCGCUAGUCCAGCGACAAAUGCUGCAGCUAAUAAGCCAGCACCGAAUGCACCUCAGGCAAUUAUUAUAGAGCCUAGUCGCGAAUUAGCGGAGCAAACUUAUAAUCAAAUUGAAAAGUUUCGUGUGCAUUUGAGCAACCCCGAUGUGCGUUCACUUCUGCUAAUUGGUGGGGUUAAGCUGGAACAACAGAAGAGCUCCCUACAACAAGGAGUGCAUAUUGUGGUGGGCACACCUGGCCGACUAGAAGAGAUGAUUAGCAGUGGUUUUGUUCAACUGACACACUGCAGAUUUUUUGUGCUGGACGAAGCUGAUGCUUUACUUAAGCAAGGAUAUACCGAUUUGAUUGAACGUCUUCACAAGCAAAUUCCGAAAAUUACAUCGGAUGGCCGGCGCCUGCAAAUGGUUGUCUGUUCUGCUACUCUACAUGCGUUUGAAGUUAAAAAGAUGGCAGAUCGUCUGAUGCACUUCCCCACUUGGGUAGAUCUUAAAGGCGAAGAUGCAGUACCAGAAACUGUGCAUCAUGUCGUUUGCAUGGUUGACCCACAAAAGGAUACCGCAUGGCACAAUAUUAGACAGCACAUACGCACCGAUGGUGUACAUGCACGCGACAAUGUUAAUCCACAGAAUCCCACGCCUGAGACACUCUCAGAAGCAGUCAAAAUACUUAAAGGCGAAUAUUGCAUAGGUGCGAUUGAGCAACAUAAAAUGGAUCGUGCAAUUAUUUUCUGCCGUACUAAGUUGGAUUGUGACAAUUUGGAAAAUUAUUUCAAGUCGCGUGGCGGCCAACGAUACUCUUGUGUUUGUUUACAUGGAGAUCGUAGGCCACAAGAGCGCAAGCAAAAUUUGGAAAUGUUUAAACGUGAACAAGUAAAAUUUCUUAUUUGUACAGAUGUAGCAGCAAGAGGUUUAGAUAUAACUGGCCUGCCAUUUAUGAUAAACGUAACAUUGCCUGAUGAGAAGUCAAAUUAUGUUCAUCGAAUUGGUCGUGUAGGUCGCGCUGAGCGUAUGGGUUUGGCUAUUAGCUUAGUAGCUUCUGUACCAGAAAAAGUUUGGUAUCACGGAGAAUGGUGCCCAACGCGCGGAAAGAAAUGCCAGAAUACAAACCUUACUGAUGUGCGUGGGUGCUGCAUUUGGUACAACGAAAUGAAUUUAUUAGGGGAAAUAGAGGAUCAUUUGAAUAUUACCAUUCAACAAGUUGAUAAAUCAUUGUCAGUACCCGUAAAUGAUUUCGAUGGCAAAGUUGUUUAUGGGCAAAAGAACUUAAAUACCGGCACUGGAUAUAAGGAUCAUGUGCAACAGUUGGGACCAGUUGUACGAAAACUAACUGAACUGGAGCUGCAGGCACAAUCUUUAUUCUUGAAGCGUUUAAAAUUUUAAAUAUACACAAAUGAUUCGCUAUGGAAGUUGUACAACGUACACACAACCCAUCUGGCUAACACUAUAAUACAUUAAUUAAUCGCAUUGCUUUUCAUUCAAACAAUGUGGGAACUAUUCGUUUUUUCAGACAUACAUUCAUACUUAAAAUGCAUAAUUACAAGCAUAAAUUAAAAUGGAAAUUGCUUACAGCUAA
This is a messenger RNA of Rhagoletis zephyria (snowberry fruit fly), 2493 nucleotides long. RefSeq names its product ATP-dependent RNA helicase Ddx1 (gene Ddx1). Gene Ontology annotation, molecular function: RNA helicase activity; nucleic acid binding; ATP binding. Lineage: Eukaryota; Metazoa; Arthropoda; Insecta; Diptera; Tephritidae. The record is from RefSeq and is a predicted model, not a curated record.